AUGCAGCGCGACGAUAGCACACAGGCGCGAAGUACCGCCGACUUCGAUAUCACUCAGCUCAGCGUCACUGGCCGGAAGGCCUGGAAGACGAUGAAGGGCAAGGGCGAAGCGGUAUGGCCUCCACAUCUCGAGAAGGCUCUACUUAAGGGUCUCGCUGCAUACGAGCCCGACACUAAGUCCACUAAGGCAUUGAACCGGUUUCCACGACGCAAUCGCUUUAUUUCUGAGUACAUCUAUCAACGAACCGGCGAAUGGCGGACGGCGAAGCAAGUCAGCAGUCGCCUUCAGCAGCUGAAGGAAAGCUGCAAGGAUGACAAGAUCCUGGAGAAACUAAAGCUCGAUGCGUACAAUCAGAGCCAUUCCGCCCAUGGCUCCGAAGGGUCGUCGCCUCCCGCGAACACUCCUCCACCCCCUUGUAUAUCCAUAUCCGAUAGCCAGCGCAUCCACCGCGCAGCGUCGGCGAUGCAAGAAGUCGUAUUCCCCCACACCUUCUGUCUUGACUCCCUCGCGAACGAGACCGAGAUGCACAUCGAUCUCAACAACAGGGCCAUGUACGACGCGCCCACUUUCCUCUCGCCCAACAUGUGCGAACCGCCACUUCUUUGCUUCUCGUCUCGCGGUGCUCUGUUCUCGGAGACGGUGUGCACCAUCUUCGAGGGCGACGCGAUCCUCCCGCUCCUCAGCGCCGCCUGCCCGCUAUCGUUCUACGGGUUUUCGCAGGAGCGCGAUCAAUUGCUCUGGCACUACACUGCGGCCUUCCCCACCGCGAUCUGGCAAGUCCUUUGCGAGCGUCGUCAUCCCAGCCACUUCCGUGUGCUGCAGAACGUCAUCAUGGACCACGGGCAGACACACGAUAGCGCGACAUCGCGUGAACAUCCCGCGGCCGCGCAUGGGAGUCCCAUGGUGUCAGUCCUUCAUCGUUUCUACUACUCACCGCCGCCUGCGCCCAUGGGCCCCAUGUCGAUGUUGUCGCCCCUCCGUGAGCAACCCGUGGCGCCCAUCGAUUGGCAGUGCGUCCUCCCAUCGUCUCCGCCGCCUCCCACUCGAGCGCCGGCGUUCGAGUCGAUGCAGGGGACCGGUAUCCAUCCUCCGCACGGCGGCGGGUCCCAGUACAACUUUUCCUCCUUCGAUGGGCCCUCAGCCUAUACGCAGUCCGGGUCGUCUAUGCACGCGCCCUCGCCAGCGUCGACAUACGCCUCCUCAUCACAUUCAACAUACGCACCCUCUCCUUCCUACACGACGUACACUGCUAGCCAGUACGACGCAGGGUGUUAUGGCGGCGCUUUCAUGAUCUAA
Molecule: messenger RNA, 1296 nt
Organism: Schizophyllum commune H4-8
Lineage: Eukaryota; Fungi; Basidiomycota; Agaricomycetes; Agaricales; Schizophyllaceae
Exons: 6
Coding region: 1-1296 (431 amino acids)
Biological process (GO): regulation of transcription by RNA polymerase II
Cellular component (GO): transcription regulator complex
Molecular function (GO): DNA-binding transcription factor activity, RNA polymerase II-specific; RNA polymerase II cis-regulatory region sequence-specific DNA binding
Source: RefSeq, a predicted model, not a curated record